AUGAACGCCGUGUUGUUGUGGUUCCUACUAUUCGGCAACUCCGCGGUAUCGCCGGACCUGAUACCCAUCGAUUUAUCGUUCUUUGGGAGUUCGUUGUAUCGCUUGAUAGACACAUCCGUAGAUUCCCUUGUCCGUAACCAUGAUCCAUCAUCGGAUGUAGAACCGUGGGAGCUAGGAAACCUGGUCGGUGGUGAUAUGCGACUGCCGAGGCCCAGAUUCGCAAAUGCCCUUGCGGGAAGUCCUGACGCACCGUAUCGUUGGCCAAACGCAACCGUUAUCUACUCGAUCGAUGGAACCUUCAACUCGUCGGAGCUGGGCUUCAUCAACGGGGCCAUGCGAGAGUUUGAACGGUACACCUGUGUCAAGUUCCGAAGACGUCGCCUCGCGGACCCGGAAGAGGUGGCAUACGUUUCGAUCGAUAAUAUCGAAGCUGGUUGUUGGAGUGACGUUGGCAGGGGCGUUGGACGUACCUUCGUGAAUCUGCAGCCAGGUUGUGCGAACUCCCUCACCACUCCGGUACACGAGCUGAUGCACACGCUUGGCUUCUACCACGAGCAUAAUCGACUCGAUCGUGAUCAGUAUGUGACGAUACUUUACGAAAACAUGAUCCACGACGAAUCUCUCAAAAUGAACUUCGAUUUGGUUAAUCCAGCCAAUACGACAACCUUCAACGUUCCUUACGAUCUCGGUAGCAUAAUGCACUACAAACGGGAUGCAUUUUCCGUACGAAAUUCCGGGCUGGACACUAUGCGCCCGCGGGUGCGUUGGGACGGGGAAAUCGGACAGGGCGCAACGUUAACCUGGUAUGACGCACUCCUCAUCAACAUCAUGUACUGUGGGGUACCCGUUCCCAGUGAACCACUUCCUGUUCCUUCGCGUUGGAUUCCGGCGAGGGCCUUAGGGAUGAAAGAUCGUUUCCGUGUUGUGCGACUGCGGCGAGGGUUUGGGAAAAGAUAA
Anopheles coustani is the source of this 957-nucleotide messenger RNA. RefSeq names its product hatching enzyme 1.2-like. Gene Ontology annotation, biological process: proteolysis. The record is from RefSeq and is a predicted model, not a curated record. The transcript has 4 exons. Gene Ontology annotation, molecular function: metalloendopeptidase activity; zinc ion binding. Bases 1 to 957 code for a protein of 318 amino acids. NCBI's taxonomy places the organism in Eukaryota, Metazoa, Arthropoda, Insecta, Diptera, Culicidae.